AUGGAUUUCUUCAACGAUGUCAAUAGUUUUAAUGACAAUGAAGGUGGUGAUGAUUUCAUCAGUUUAUUUGAAAACUCUUCUCUUCAACAACAGAAUGGUGAAACUACUGAAAAUUUAAUGGUAGAUAAUAAUGAUUCACCUAUGUUCAUGCAAAGUGAUUUAGAGAUGCAUGAGUCUCCUGCUUUAUCUAACACAUUGCCAUUCGAUGGUGCCUCCGUGCAGAAUACUCUCUCACCUCAAGAUAUACUGGCUCGUAACACAGGGUCAGUCACAUCACUACAUCAACAGAUAUCAAUGUCACCACAACAAGUCUUCUCACCAAACCUAACUCAGAAUAAUAAAUUAAAUCAAAAUUUUCAGACUUCUUUAUCAAACCAAGCAAAUAGUAAUAGUAUAGAAAAUAGUAGCAAUGCAAGUAUAGGUAUUAACAAUGCCAUGAUUGGCAUAACUGUGGAUCCAAAAAUGUCAGCUGCAAGUACACUAGGAACGACAUCCAGCAUCGUACCACAGAACAUCCUGACAAAUAACUUACAGCCACAAACACAAAUACUUCAAAAUGUUCAAAAUAUGGAUAAGAAUGAUAGUCCGUUGACAGGCAAUAAUAAUGUCAACCCAAGUAUGAUGGUAACCCCUCCAGUAAAAACUCAUGCUACUAAAACAGGCAGGAACAACAAGACUACAAAGGCUGCUAAAUCCGCUAAAACAUCAAGAUCUGCUAAGGAUACAAAAGCUAAUAGAAAUAAUAAGCAAAAUAGUGCUACCAGUUUGAAUGCAGCCAAUAUAAUGGAUAAUAUGAAUGUCAAUAAUGUGAGCAGCAUGAACAACAUAAAUGUGAGUAACAUGAAUAACAUGAACGCAAGUAACAUAAACCCAACUAAUAUAAACAAUAUUAGUAUGAAUAAUAUGCAUAAUAUGGGCAACAUGAAUAAUAUGAACAGCAUGAAAAUGAACAACAUGAACAUGAGUAAUAUGAAUGUAAACAAUAUGAGUCCAAAUAACGGUACCCCAAAUAACAUGAAUAACAUGAAUAACAUGAGUAACAUGAGUAACAUGAAUAACAUGAACAUGAAUACUAUGAACAUGAACAACAUGAAUAUGAAUAACAUAGGUAAUAUGAAUAAUAUGAAUAAUAUGGGUAAUAUGAAUAACAUGGGUAAUAUAAAUAACAUGGGAAAUAUGAAUAACAUGGGUAACAUGACUAGCAUGGGUAAUAUGAAUAACAUGGGAAAUAUAAACAUGAGUAAUAUGAAUAACAUGAGUAAUAUGAAUAUGAAUAACAUGAGCAACAUGGGCAACAUGAAUACCAUGAAUAAUAUGGGGAAUAUGAAUAUUAUAGCUCAAAAUAAUAUUGACAUGAAUAACAUAAAUGUAAAUGGUAUGAACAUGAACAGUAUGAACAUGAGCAAUAUGAACAUGAACAAUAUGGGCAUGAAUAAUAUGAAUAACAUUAAUAAUCAACAAUCCAAUUCAAACAAAGUUCAAAAUUCAAAUAAUCCAAACCCUAAAAAUGGACUAUUGAAUACUAAUAUUGCCAUGUUGAAUAUGAUACAGAAGAAACAACUAGCUGAACAGAUUCAGAGAAAUCAACAUCAAAAGACUUCAGCUCAACAGCAGAAAAAGCAAAUACAGAAGGAAACUCCGAAAUCUCGCCAACAGCAAAAGAAAGUUCAGAAACAACUACAGUCAGAGAUGGAACUUCAGCAGAAAAUGCAAGGGAAACAAGGCCUAUUAAAUGAAAAUUCAAGAAAUAUAAAUAAUAUUCAAGUGUUUCAAAAAGAACAAGCACACUCUUCUCAAAGUUCACCACAAACCCCGUCAUCUGGUAUGCAACUUCAAACUGUAUUACAAAAUUUACCAGUUGAAUUACAACGUAGGAUAUCAACAGAAGUUAAUAACAAGCAAUAUGAGUUGUUUACAAAAUCUGUUAUUGAAAAUUGUAAGAGAAAUAAUAUAACAUUACAAGCUAUACCAGAAAUACAAGGCAAAAAGAUAAAUCUAUUUAUGUUAUAUAUGUUAGUACAGCGCUUCGGUGGUGGUGAUCAGGUAUCACGUAACCAACAAUGGUCAGUAUUGGCUCAAAGGCUACAAAUAACAGAUACACAAAGACUGGCCAGUCUAUACUAUCAGAUUUUGUUGCCAUAUGAGAAAUACACAUCAUCCACAGAAGGUUUAAAAGAAUCACAGGCUAAAAAAUUGUUUUUACAACAAUAUUUAAGUGAAAUAUUGAAGAAAGUACAAUCAUUCAAUUUGCAACAACAACAGCAACAACAACAACAACAGCAACUGCAACAAGUAGUAGAACAGCAAAAGGUGCAGGCUCAUAAUGCUUUUCAGAGCAUGGAUAAACAAGGCAAUUUAAACAUACCACUUAACACAAAUACCAUGAAUACGCCUUCCAAUAUAACUCCUGUAGGACGGUUAGAUAAUCCAAGUACUGCACGCUCUAAGAAACCAAGGAAGCCAAGGCAAAAGAAAAAGACUAAAAAGGAGUUAGAGCAAGAAAAGAGGAAAGUGGAAGAAGAGCAAAGGAAGCAGCAGCUAUCAAUUGAGCAACAACAAAAGGAGCAAUUGACUGAGAGGGAUAGGAAAUUUCAGGAACAGAAUGAAUUACUAAAAAAAAGAUAUGAAGAAGAAUUAUCAAAAUUACCUAAAAAAUAUGUCAGAACGGUGGUUAAGAAUUAUAAACCUAUUUCAAGACCACUUAACAAUAUUAACGGUGUUAAUAUAGACCAGGUGGCUAACAUAGGUAGCAAAAUAAAUUUGAAUAAACCAAUCUUUUUAUUUGUUCCAGAAUUAGGUACUGUAAACUUGAAAGCCUUAACCACUGCUUUAGAAUCCUCCAACUUAGGCGAAGUCAACACUGCAUUGAACACACUAUUUGUUGUUAGUUCAGAUACAAACUUAAAUAUUACUUUGGAGAAAAAUGCUGAUUUGCUGGACGCGUUGUGUGUUCUUGGUAUAAAUUGCAUGCAUUCCUUAAUCACAAACAAGGUUGAGGGAAGAAAAACUCAAAUUAGUUGCGUCAAUAAUGAUGAAUACGAGAUUUCUUCUGAUCAAGAUGAUUUGAAUGAGCCUAAAUCAAAAACAAAUAUUAAUAUGAAUACCAUUUUUGAAGAAUACAUUAAAAGUCAUCCAAAUUCAUCGGAUGUCCCAAUCGUUGUUGACUCAUUAACAGGUCUCGAUAUUGAACAACUACCACCUGUAUUAUCCCCAGCUACUACACCUCUUGAUAUCACAGAGCAAAGUGAAGGUAUUUCCGAAUCUACGACUAGAAAUAUUAUUAAUGAAGCGCCCCAUCACAUGUCUUACUUGCCAACACCAAUUAGGUUUUUAUCCAAUCAACAUAUGGCCGAGCCAGUCGUUCUUGAUUAUAUGGCAUCUACGAAUCAAAUAAAACAAGAAACUGAUUCAAUUUUUACGAAAGUGAAUAUUCGAGGCUCAGAUGACGCAGCCCUAAUGUUAUGCGAUCAAAUUUCUACGAUCUCAAUGAUUUUGAGAAAUCUAUCCUUCUCUAAUAGCAACUCCAAGAAACUGGUUAGAAACGUUUAUUUGAAAAGAUACUUUUCAGAUUUGAUGUGGCUCUUGGUUACAAACCCUGAAGUUUUCAUACAUUCUAGGAAGGCCUUUAACCUCAAGAAAGAUGUUGUUGCAACGUUCUCAAAUAUAUCUCACAAAUUUAAAGUGUCAAAUACAACCGAUAUAAUUCUAUUCAUCAUGAUAAUACUAAGUUUUGGCAUAUCAAAGAGAGGUGCUAAGAUCCAUGGAUCAGAUAAGCUAACCUUUAAAGAAUAUCCCUUAGAUGUUAGUCGCUACCAUUCUUUUGGUGUUGAUACUAUUGCAAAGUUGUUAUCAGUCGAAUCACCUAACAGGAUGUUAUUUAAACAAGUUUUAUUGAAUGAUUUCAAAGAUUUGAAUAAUUCUAGAGAUAUUGAAGCGGCUAAGAGAUUGAUAAGAUUGUACAACAAUGGAGAUAAGUAUAGGAUUUUGAAUGAUGUUUUUUCAUAUUUAAUUUCAUCAAUUCCAUUUUCACAAAUUUUUACGAAGCCUACGAUUAUAGAAAGCACAUCACCGAUAAUAUUUCAAAGUUUGACUGCUGUGUUAUGUAUUAUAAAGUCAUUUGAAACAGAAACAUUGACCAAGAAUAUGUAUUAUAAAUGGAUAACAGCAGAAGAGAAUAUAAUUUCCAACUUAAAAAGAUUAAGUGAAUUAAUGUCCAGGACUAGUAUCGAUACUGAUUCAAAUCUAGUUUAUUUAAAACGUAUUUACACAUCCGUUAGCAUAUUAUCAUUAGAAUUGACCAACGUACUAUUGAGGAAAUGUAUUAAUUAUGUCUCUGACAAUAAGAAUGACCAAUCCGAGAUAUACAAAUCAAUUUUAUCGAUCCCAAACAUUUUAUCGUCCGAGAAAGAAUCGGCAACCAUGUUAGCAAACCCAUUGAUCGAUCCUAACAUUGUGAAACAUGUCAUGGAGGAGCUAAGGAUCAGGGAAGAAAUCCUACACGAAGCAGAGAUUAACUAG
This is a messenger RNA of Tetrapisispora phaffii CBS 4417, 4518 nucleotides long. RefSeq names its product Swi1p (gene SWI1). Gene Ontology annotation, cellular component: nucleus; SWI/SNF complex. Gene Ontology annotation, biological process: regulation of transcription by RNA polymerase II. Gene Ontology annotation, molecular function: transcription cis-regulatory region binding. The transcript has a single exon. The record is from RefSeq and is a predicted model, not a curated record. NCBI's taxonomy places the organism in Eukaryota, Fungi, Ascomycota, Saccharomycetes, Saccharomycetales, Saccharomycetaceae. The coding region runs from base 1 to 4518 and encodes 1505 amino acids.